AUGGCUCAGCUUCAAGCUAAAGAAAAAGAAUUACUUGAAUUACAACGAGUUGAUCCAUGUUUAUUAGCACCUGACUAUGAUCAGAUUGAUAUGUUGGUUGAUGCAAUUGUUUCUCUUCAAUUGUCUACUCAAGAAGGAUCAUUUGUUUUUGCAGCGACUUCUCUUUCCAAUGAUGUAUCACCUUGUACAUACGUUUGUUCAACUGGUUUAAACUCAAUCAAAGCUCUUCCAUCUUCAGUUUGGCUUUCGCAAUCGAAUUCUGUCAAACAGAAAAAUGAACAACAAUCAUUCAUCUUUAGCCACCUUUUAUCGUUACCUAUCAAUACUUAUCUGGCAUCAUCGUCUCCAUUAUUUGGAGCAACAUCUAAAAUACAAAAUCGAUCAUCAAACCGUAUUCAUGUGGCUAAUCAUUUGCUCUUUAUGCCUAUUGAUACUUUCAAAGCAUCUUCUAAAAAUCUAAUACCAGCUAAAGUUCAAAAUAAUAAAACUAUGUAA
Messenger RNA from Rotaria sp. Silwood2, 495 nucleotides. NCBI's taxonomy places the organism in Eukaryota, Metazoa, Rotifera, Eurotatoria, Philodinida, Philodinidae. The record is from the annotation of a GenBank genome assembly.